AUGAACUCCCUCAGGGUGGAGCCUGGUGGAGUCCGAUGGUUGAGACCAGGUCUGAGGAAGUAUUUCUGUGAACUCACCAUCGACACAAACACAGUAAACAGAGAGAUCAAACUGUCUGACAACAACAGGAAGAUGACACGUGUGGAGGAAGAUCAAUCAUAUCCUGAUCAUCCAGACAGAUUUGACCAGUGUCCUCAGCUGCUGUGUAGUAAUGGUCUGACUGGUCGCUGUUACUGGGAGGUCGAGUGGAGAGGAAGGGUUUAUAUAUCAGUGAGUUACAGAGGAAUCAGAAGGAAAGGAGACAGAGAAAACUGUUUGUUUGGAUGGAACGAUCAGUCCUGGAGUCUGAGCUGCUCUGAUGGUGGUUACUCUGUUUGGCACAAUAACAAAAAGACACCUGUCUCCUACUCCUCCUUCUCCUCUUCAUCAUCUUCCUCUGUCUCUGACAGAGUAGCAGUGUAUGUGGACUGUCCUGCUGGCUCUCUGUCCUUCUACAGAGUCUCCUCUGACUCUCUGAUCCACCUCUACACCUUCAACACCACAUUCACUGAACCUCUGUAUCCUGGGUUCAGGUUCUGGUGGUCUGGUUCCUCAGUGUCUCUGUGCAAAGUUUAGCAGAGAGUCUCCUCCUGAGUAGUGCUUCUCAAUUAUUAUCUGUUACCCCACACGUGACCCCUGGGUGCGCCCCACUAUUUGAGAAGGACUGUGUUAGAGAAGCUCUUUCACUGUUGAACAGAUAGUUCAGUCUGUACAUGUCUGUCUCUUUCACUCACACACACCUUUUCAGAUUCAUGUAUUAAAGCAGUUUAUUUGUUAAACUCUUCUAAAUGAUUCCUUGUAAACU
This is a messenger RNA of Toxotes jaculatrix (banded archerfish), 844 nucleotides long. Its product is annotated as stonustoxin subunit alpha-like. Gene Ontology annotation, molecular function: protein binding. NCBI's taxonomy places the organism in Eukaryota, Metazoa, Chordata, Actinopteri, Toxotidae. Bases 1 to 615 code for a protein of 204 amino acids. The transcript has 4 exons. The record is from RefSeq and is a predicted model, not a curated record.